AUGUUAUGUGACUUUGAGACGAAAUGCGACUGGACAUUCGAGAGUCCAGCUCGAAAAUACCCACGUGACCCGCGGCACAAUUUUAAAAUGAUUGUUGGCAAUCGCGAUUCAAAACCUACUCACUACGCAUACUUUAAUUCAACAAAAACGCGUGAGGAGCCUGCAAUGAUCAUCAGUCCAUAUUACCAGCAUUUGUCGGUUCAGUGUGAGCUGCGCUUCACCUAUCGUUUAUUUGGUGAUCCGGAUGCGGCAAUCAUGGUAACCAGCCAGCACCGAGCAUUAAGUGAGCCGGUCAGUUAUGCUGAUACUUACGAUUAUGAUGAUGAGACUGAAUGGACAAGGCCAACCCUGCACUCAACAUUUAACGCUCAGCACAGCUAUAUUGAUUCGUUAGUUUCAUUAUUUUUAAACUGA
Molecule: messenger RNA, 414 nt
Organism: Gongylonema pulchrum
Lineage: Eukaryota; Metazoa; Nematoda; Chromadorea; Rhabditida; Gongylonematidae
Source: the annotation of a GenBank genome assembly